Molecule: messenger RNA, 2545 nt
Organism: Pelobates fuscus (common spadefoot toad)
Lineage: Eukaryota; Metazoa; Chordata; Amphibia; Anura; Pelobatidae
Gene: MARVELD2
Product: MARVEL domain containing 2
Exons: 7
Coding region: 226-1962 (578 amino acids)
Biological process (GO): bicellular tight junction assembly
Cellular component (GO): bicellular tight junction; apical plasma membrane; cytoplasmic vesicle
Source: RefSeq, a predicted model, not a curated record
AGAGAGUGCAGCCAGGGGGUGAAUGGGGGGGAGAGGAAAUAGGCAGAAGUUGACACCAAAGUGAUCUCUGGAAGAAGUAAAGGAGCAAAGCACAACUUAGCCAAGAGGAGAAGAGACAGCCUGCCAGCAGUGAGAGUGUUCAGAGAAGGGAGGGCAGAGAGAGACAUGCCCAGAAAGUGCUGCUGAUCCCUGUCUCAGCCCAUACACAGCAGCAAUCACCCACAAAUGUCUGGCGGAGGCUCUUCAACAACAAGAUCUAAGGGCAGAAAUGCAAAUGGACGGGGAAAUGGGCGAGCAGCCCAUUAUGAUGAGGUACCUAUAGACCCACAUCUCCCACGGGAGAAUCUUCAGGGCUUACAGGAGUGUGAGUUGGCUCUCAGCUCAGAUCCAUUACCUCCACCUCCUCUUCCUCUUGCUCCCCCCUUUGGCCCUGAGUUUUAUCCAAGUGAUAGUGAAGAUCCAGUGACUGCUCUUGAAUUUAGACCUGUAAGAAGAUUUAUUCCAAGUUCCUGGAAAAACUUUUUUAAAGGGAAAAAAGAAGAUCAUCAAUGGGCAGAACCUGCAUCAGAACUUAACUACAUUUCAGGUGGAGCAGAAUGUUCACCACCACGAUCUCCAUCUCUGCCUGCCUCACAAACAUACGGCAGAGGCUCAGCAGCAGAUUCGAAAGCUGCAGGUAGUUCCUACAAAGACCCUUACGGAGGUUCAGGUGGCGGAAGCUACAACUCAAAGCGAGAAGGUGAAGCCAUACUUCCUCAUGACCCAUAUGAUUCUCUGGAGCGCCAGACCCACCAUACCGUGAAGACCUACAGUGAAAAAGUGGAAGAGUAUAACUUGAGAUAUUCCUACAUGAAAUCCUGGCCCGGCUUGCUUAGGAUCCUGGGCGUAGUGGAACUUUUGCUUGGAGCUGGUGUUUUUGCAUGUGUUACCGCAUAUAUCCACAAAGACAAUGAAUGGUAUAAUAUGUUUGGCUACUCUCAGCCGUAUGGCUACACUGCAAGUAUGCAAGGAGGAUACUAUUACAGUGGGCCAAAGACUCCUUUUAUUUUAGUGGUGGCUGGUGUGGCCUGGGUAGUGACAAUUAUUGUUCUUGUACUCGGGAUGUCCAUGUAUUACCGGACUAUCCUCCUGGAUUCCGGUUGGUGGCCUCUAACAGAGUUUGGAAUAAACAUUUGUCUUUUUAUUCUUUACAUGGCUGCAGCUGUUGUCUAUGUUAAUGACACUAACCGCGGGGGACUAUGCUAUUACCAGUUAUUCAAUACCCCUAUGAAUGCAUCAUUCUGCCGCGUGGAAGGAGGGCAGACUGCAGCGAUCAUAUUUCUGUUUGUCAUCAUGCUUGUUUAUCUCAUUGGUGGAGUAAUUUCUUUGAAGCUCUGGAGGCAUGAAGAGGCCAGAAAGAGACGAGAGUUCAUAGGGCAUGAGAUGAAUUCUUCUCCGAAUAAUCCUCAGAGCUACCCACCAAAAGUCACGCGCGAUGUUGCCUUAGGUUAUGACCAUCCACAGGAUGUUCCUGACCAACAAAGAAAAUUAAAAGUGCUUGAGGUGAAACCAGAACUUCUUAAUGGAUACAUACCUGCUGGUCAUAUACCAAAGCCUAUUGUAAUGCCUGACUACGUGGCAAAAUACCAGGCAAUCCGAUCUGAUGACGAACGUGAUCGGUAUAAAGCUGUGUUCAAUGAUCAGUUCUCAGAAUACAAGGAGCUUUCUGCUGAGGUGCAAGCGGUCUUAAAAAAGUUCAGUGAUCUCGAUGCGGUGAUGAACAAACUUCCCAGAAAUCCAGAAAAUCAGCAUGAAUAUGAGAGAAUUUCAAAAGUUCUUCAGGAGUAUCAGAAGAAAAAGAAUGACCCUACAUUUUUGGAGAAGAAGGAGCGUUGUGAUUACCUGAAGAACAAACUUUCACAUAUUAAACAAAGGAUUCAGGAAUAUGACAAAGUCAUAAACUGGGACAAUGGAUAUAACUAGCUUCCUAUAAGAGACCGUAUAUGCCUUGGAUGUAAAUAAAAUGCUGACCUACAUAAUUUUACCAUAAUUUGGAUGCUUUACAGUAUUGAGAUUUUUGUUUUCCUCCUGAAUAAAUGUUUUUUUACAGCUCUCCUUCAUGUAUAAGAAUUGGAAUGUAUGACCUUAUUAGCUGAAAUGAGUAUACCGUAAUCCACUGUGUACAGUUGCCUGGACUUCUAUGAUGCUCAAUACCUGUAUUCUCACAACAAUCUCAUGGACAGAUACUAUUAUAUUUUCACUUUUUUUUUGGCUUAAAAGCUACCGAUGUUUAAAUAGGUGAAACCGUGACCGUUGAAUAUAUAAUGGCUUCUCUGUUUGCUCUCAUCAUCUACUGCUGUCUAGGAUUUGGGUGUGAUGGGAGUUUGUCCAUCAGCCUCUGAAGAACCACAGCUUGUUUCAUUCAUGGUCACCAGGAGUGUGAAAACCGUGUACUAUCUGUAAAUACCAUUUUAUAACAUAACUGUGUAAAACCUAGUGCAAUCUAUAAACGUGACACCAAGUAAAGUACACUAAUUCUUAAAAAUAAAAUUUCUUUUAAAGUGAA